Rangifer tarandus platyrhynchus (Svalbard reindeer) is the source of this 1209-nucleotide messenger RNA. The record is from the annotation of a GenBank genome assembly. NCBI's taxonomy places the organism in Eukaryota, Metazoa, Chordata, Mammalia, Artiodactyla, Cervidae.
AUGAGCUUUGAGGGCGGCCACAGCGGCGGCCGGCGCCGCGGGGCGGAGAGCGGGGACGCCGAGCCGCCCCCGUCGCCUCCCCCGCCGCCUCCCCCGCCGCCGCCGCCGCCGCCGGGAGAGCCGACUUCGGGCCCCGCGCCCCCUCGCUACCUGCCGGCACCGCCCGCGUCCCCCGAGCGCCGCGCGGGGUCCGACGAACCGCCCGCGGAGGUGGUCCCGCGGCACCGGGGCGCCGAGGAGCUGCCGCAGCCGCCGGCAGGGCAGGAGGUGUCGGCGACCGGCGACUCCGGCGAAGGUCCGAGGCGCCUUCCGGAGGCGACGGUCCCCGAGGCGGCGGCUGGGAAGGGCGGCCCCGGGGAGCCCGAGGCCGGCGCGGGUGGGGAGGGCGAGCGGCGGGGCGCCGGCGAACAGCCCGAGACGCGCUCCGUGUGUAGCAGCCGCAGCAGCAGCAGCGGCGGCGGCGGCGACCAGCGCGCCGGGCACCAGCAUCAGCACCACCAGCCCAUCUGCAAGAUCUGCUUCCAGGGCGCCGAGCAGGGGGAGCUGUUGAACCCCUGCCGAUGUGACGGGUCCGUUAGGUAUACACAUCAGCUGUGCUUGCUAAAAUGGAUCAGUGAGAGGGGUUCCUGGACCUGCGAACUCUGCUGUUACAGAUACCAUGUCACAGCCAUUAAAAUGAAGCAACCCUGCCAGUGGCAAAGCAUUUCUAUAACACUGGUUGAGAAAGUUCAGAUGAUCGCUGUAAUUCUAGGAUCCCUGUUCUUAAUAGCGAGUGUGACCUGGCUCCUCUGGUCAGCCUUCAGCCCCUAUGCAGUGUGGCAGAGGAAGGACAUCCUUUUUCAGAUCUGCUAUGGAAUGUAUGGUUUUAUGGAUCUAGUGUGCAUAGGUCUCAUUGUCCAUGAAGGAGCUGCAGUUUACAGAGUGUUUAAGCGCUGGCGAGCUGUCAACUUACACUGGGAUGUAUUAAAUUAUGACAAAGCCACAGACAUCGAAGAAAGUAGCCGGGGAGAGUCUUCCACGAGCAGGACUUUAUGGUUGCCGUUGACGGCUCUGCGGAACAGGAACUUGGUCCACCCAACCCAGUUGACCUCCCCAAGGUUUCAGUGUGGCUACGUGUUAUUACAUCUGUUCAAUCGAAUGAGGGCCCAUGAAGAUUUGUCAGAAGACAACAGCUCGGGGGAGGUUGUGAUGAGAGUGACUUCAGUGUGA